CCGGCGCAGACUGGCUCAGUCGGUAUCACCGCGGCUCCAUACGCUUUCUGUGAACUGAAAGUCAUGGCCGACGGUGACUUUUGUUGCUUAUUCAAAAACACGGAAAUUACAAAUCUCACCGUACCGUUACGGACUUUAACGGCGCUAACGUUUAAGUGUUAGCUGGGCAGACAACUUACUAGCAUAGCGACACAACACUGUCACCCAGAUCUUGGCCUGUGCUCCUCUCCUGUCCCACAAUGCCCUGCAGUGAAACCCCAGUGUCCUCGAAUCUGCACCAUAGAUUCGCUUCAUAGCAAUAACCACCGCCUCUCCCACCAGCACGAUCCAGGUCCAGUCUGUCCCUCUGAUUGGAUAAUUCCGUACUAUCGCUCAGUGUUAGCUGUACCCAAGACAUUUCCACGGAACAAUGGUUUCCCGACCUGGAGAGUUGCCAGCGCUGGAGUCCGGCGCUCCGGACGUGAUGCUGGGGGGGAUGUCCCUCCCGAUCGGGAUGGCCCGGCGCGCCCUCAGCUACGACGACGCCCUGGAGGCACCCAUGUCUCCCCCGCCGUCCGACAUGAACGUCAACAUCCUGUGGAGGAGACCCAUCAUUCCUGAGAGGAAGUUUCAACGUCUGACUGAGGAGGACGAAACGGAGAGCGUCCUGACCCACGCGGCCUCCUUCGACCCGGAGUUCACCAAGCCCUCGGUCCCUGUGGUCAAAGCCAAGGCCUCGGCCGUCAUCAUGAACUCCCUCAUGACCAAGCACACCCAUGAGAACGUGCAGAGGUUCGAGAAGCAGGCGGGGCUGACGGACACGGGCUACACCCCCCACAAGGGCCUGGCGGCCGAGGAGACGCGCUACCACCGCAUGGCCGAGUCGCUGCACAAAAUGAAGGUCCAAAGUGGGGAGUCCCGGGAGGAAAAGCAGACCUCGUCGGCCCAGUCCACCCCCAGCAGUACCCCCCAAGCAUCCCCCAAACAGAAGCGCAGAGGAUGGUUCAGCCAGGGCUCUAUGGCCUCCCUGGCCGGUGUGGAGAUGGGACCUAACCCGCCGGCCCCGCCCCCCGCAGAGCCGCCACUCACUGAGGGAGCAGGAGCAGGAGCGGGAGCUGUGGAGCGCUGGGGCGCAUUUGGGCCCCGCCCCAUCGUACAGAAGUCCACCACAGACCCAGGUACGGACCGGGCCACCGCAGGCGGCUUCGCUCUGCAGGCCUACAGGGGGGCUCAGAAGCCCACCCCCAUGGAGGUGAUGAAGGCCCAGGCCACGCGGCUGGCCGAGGACCCCGCCAACCUCAAGCCCCCCAAAAUGGAGAUCCCGGCGAUGGAGAGCAAGCGCCACUCGCCCCGCCAACACAAGCUCCGGCCCCGGGACAUGAACGUGCUCACCCCCUCCGGCUUCUGAGGGGGAAACUACCCCCCCCCCCCAGUUUCUCCCAAAAAAUCUCGAGAAGUCCACCGUGCUUGUAGCUGGUCUACCCUCAUUCCUCUCCCUCAGAAAAGAGAUCCGGAUCGUACUCUGUGUUCCACUCGUAACCCCCCCUUCUGUGACCCGCUUGCAGAAAUGUUCCGGUUUCAUUCCUGUAAGUCCUCUCUGUCCGGUGCCUACUUCCCGUACCUAGCGGCAGUGUAGAUCUUGUGUAGUACAGCUGAACACGUGUGUAAGUGCGAUUCCGUUUUUACCUCCUUUUGUUUGAACUCCUCCUUUCUCAGUUUGCCUUCCCGGUUGACCCUCUGAAUCGGACCUUAUUUGUAAAUGUUGUACUUGUGUUUCUUUAAUUGUCCCCGCCCAUGUUGCGGUAACGUGACGUCGCGGUGGCGUGAGCAAAUUCGACGCGUUCCCACGGUCUCCUCACCAAUCCCCAAUGCGUUCGCUCCAAGAUUUUAUUCCUUAUUUUUUGUGUUAUAUUAAGAAGUUGUUUUUUUUUUUUAAUUUUUCUUAUAGUGUGCUGUUUUCCUCUCUGCAGAUCCCUAGAUCACAUUGCUCAGGCUCGCCGUUUGAUAGGUCAUUUCUUCAGAUUGCUCGUGAGGUCGUACAGUCAAUGGUCCAGUGAUUUCUGUUCAUCUUAAAUGGAUUGAGUAUCCUAGUGUUCCUAUGUUGCUCAAUGGGAGUCUGUACUGGUAAACAAAUUUUAUAAAUGUGGCGUUAAGUGUAAAACGCUGAGGUUUAGUUUCAAGAGUUCAGUACAACACACAAAGACACCAAAGUGGUCAAACUGUAGUUUAGUUAUUGUCAGAUUUAAAAUGGUUGAAUGGACAGGCUGUUCGGUUAAAUACACAACGCCUAUCUGUGUGGUUCAUUCGGUGGUUUACCUCUAAAUAAACUCAAUGCUGACCUAAGCA
Anguilla anguilla (European eel) is the source of this 2325-nucleotide messenger RNA. RefSeq names its product putative monooxygenase p33MONOX. The record is from RefSeq and is a predicted model, not a curated record. Gene Ontology annotation, cellular component: cytoplasm. Lineage: Eukaryota; Metazoa; Chordata; Actinopteri; Anguilliformes; Anguillidae. Bases 410 to 1387 code for a protein of 325 amino acids. The transcript has 9 exons.